AUGAAUGGAAAAAUAGAUGUUGCUGCACUCGUGUUUCUCACAAUAAAUCAAGGCAUUGCGAACAGGUUGCAGGAGGAACAGGAGGAUGAAAAAGUAGAUGGAAAACAGUUGAUCGACCUGUUCACAGAGAAAUAUGGAUCGCAGAGAAUGUUGGAACGUUCCGUAUGCCUCCUAGAUGGCUCAUGCGUCGACAUAUUCGAUAAUAUCAAUGAAAAUGGAGAAAAAUACGUGGUUGUUCGCGAGAUUGGCACAGGACCUAUACGACUGUCUACUAUGUUGUUGAAAACACCCAAAGGCCUUACUGCAGACAAGAUGGACACAACUAAAUGGGAAAUCGACAACGUAUCCCCGAAACUGGAUAAUUACGUAACAACAAUGAUA
Strongylus vulgaris is the source of this 381-nucleotide messenger RNA. The record is from the annotation of a GenBank genome assembly. Lineage: Eukaryota; Metazoa; Nematoda; Chromadorea; Rhabditida; Strongylidae.